CAAACUAUUUUCAAAACUGAAAACACUGACCAGUAACUUUUAAAUAUGGCGGAAUGUAGUGACAGUUCGGUAUCAGUGAAUAAUACGAAUGUCCCGAAGCAGAAAACGACGCCGGCGGAAUCGGGUUGUGCGAAGGAAGAAAAGACUGAUAAAGAAAAUGGACCAAUUAAUAAUGAUAAUUCCGAUUCUCAAAGUAAUUUAAGCAAUAUUGUAAGCCGAAUACCAGAAUGUGCAGUCACGAAUGGAGAAGAGAGUACGUGCAGUGAUGAAUUACCUCCUUUAGAUGUGAUGUCGGUUCAUGUGAGCGGCGUCUAUCUUGUGCCCGCUCAGAUGUUGCCCCCCGUCCAAGAUAAGGGCGUCGCGGCGCCAGCGAGCGUCGCGAAAACGAAAUCGGUUGCCAUAGUAGCGCCGCAGAGGAGUAACAGCUUGGAUUAUCUCAACUUCGAGGAGAAGAGGCAGCUGAUAGCCUCGUCGCUCUCCCUUUCCGAUUUCAUCCACGUCUCCGGCGCAAACACCAAGGAUAUCAAAGAUGGUGUCACAACAGUGAUAGUCGCGAAAAAACAGAAUGGAAACGCGUUCAGGACCAACAGCCUGGGCAGCGGAACGCGAACGCCGCCGCUCGAAAGGAAGAGCAAAUUUUCCGCCAUUGGAAAAUUCUUCAAGCCGUGGAAAUGGAAGAGGAAAAAGAAAUCGGAUAAACUGGAAGCAGUCUCUAGAACUCUUGAAAGAAAAAUAUCAGUCCGAGCCAACAGGGAUGAACUGGUGCAAAAAGGAAUUUUGUUACCAGAAAGCCCUUGUAACCCAAUAUCCGAGCCAGGAGAACCAGUUGCAUCUUCACCUCUAUUUCCUCCGAACGGUGGGCAGCCGAGCCCCGCCGUGCAGCAUCAGCAGCAGCAGCACCACCAAUUGACGAGCCCCCAGGGACCUCCGCCCGCCUACCCAAGUUUACCUCCAUUCCCGAACUACCAGCUGCUCCAGCAGCAACUCUUGCAGAAUCCGCAAUUCGCACAGGCGAACGCCAAUAAUACCGGUGAGUUACGUUUUCCCGUAUCCAAAUUACAGCCGAAAAAAGAUAAGACUGAUGGUUCAGCACAGAACGGGGCGCUUUCUCCUAACGGGGAUUCGCAGUCUCCGACCCUACAGCCUCCAGGCUACGGGGACACCCCGAACAAACCGGAAAGACCCAACUCUCUGGGUCCCGGCAAACUUACCCGACGACUGUUAUGUUACCACAGCGAACACUUUUCUGAUGGACCUCAAGGGGGGCCUCCUGGAAGUACGCCGCCCCCGCACGAGCGACAGUCACACCACGUCCUGCCUCCGAUCGCCCCCGGUUUCAUGCUUUCAGAGCUGCCAGAACCGCCGAUACCUGUCUCUGAAAUCGGGCCCAUUCCGCCGCCCCCGAUGUUCAGCUCGCCCAGUCCCGUCCCCCAUCGACAGCCCUCGCCACUGCCUCCACAUAUCGGGGACUACGACUAUGACGAUCAAGACGAUGAUGAUGACGACGGCGUGGAUCCAGAGGAUUUGGACGACUGCUUGUACAGAAUGCCACAGCCGGAUCCGGCCAUCGACACGUCGCGAGUGGACGAGAUUCCGGCCAAGGAGCCAAAGUUCAAUGCGAUGCCACUGAAGUCAGCCCUGAAGAAGAAGGGCGGCCCUGGAACACCACAGAACACUCCGACACAGGAGAAUCGACCUUUGGGCAUGCGACAAGAUCACGUCACAUUCAAAUCUGAUCGAUCCUGGCGGAUACAAGCAGUACCACCGUCGAUGAGGAGUUAUGGAAGGCCUCCUUUAAGGCCAAGGAUGCGAAUCUGCGGAAAAGCCGGAAAGUUCGGUCUGCCCUGCACGAUGGAGAACAAGGAGAACGCUCGACCAUACGUGAUCCGCGAAGACCACGACGACGAUGAGUCCGGAGACGGUCCGAUCCGCUACCGCGACGAAGACGGUAACAUCGCCGACGAAAGCCAAGUGGCCAUGAAGAUUGCCCGCAAGGAGAGCUUAUCCAUCAAGUUGUCCUUGCGACCGGACCGUCAGGAGCUCAUCAACCGCAACAUUCUGCAGAUGCAGAGCGAGAACGAGCGGCAGGAGAGCAAGGAAGCGAUCGGUGCAAGACUCAUCAGACGUUUGAGCAUGCGACCCACUCAGGAAGAACUCGAGGAAAGGAACAUACUCAAAAAGACAACGCCAGCCGAAGAGAAGAAACAGAAGGAGGAGAAGAAACGGUUUCUGCUGCGCAAGCUGAGCUUCAGGCCCACCGUCGAGGAGCUGAAAGACAAGAAAAUUAUCAGGUUCAAUGAUUACAUCGAGGUCACGCAAGCUCACGACUACGAUAGGCGCGCUGACAAACCUUGGACUAGGCUCACGCCGAAAGACAAAGCUGCCAUCCGUAAAGAGCUAAAUGAGUUCAAGAGCUCUGAAAUGGCUGUCCACGACGACAGUCGCCAUCUAACUAGAUUCCAUAGGCCUUGACGAUUGCAAGGUCACAUAGAAAUGAAGAUAAAAAAUUCUGUGAUGGGCAUAGAUGUAGGAACAAAAUUCCGGAGUCUCGUUUCCGGUUAUCCCAGCAAUUGUGUAACUGUUUUCCUGUACAUACGUGAUUUUUUUAUUACACAGAGUUAUUAUUGAUAAGCGAAGACGAUGCGCCGUCGGAAUGGAUGCGCUCGACGAAGAGAAAGUUUAAUAUUCUAUAAAUAUAUACAUACUAUAAAUAGUAGGUGUAAAUUAAACUAAAGUAAGCGUUUUAAGAUAAACGAGAAUUUCGAUCAGGAACGUAUUAAGAAAAAGAAGAAUGUAAUAACGAUAACUUUUGAUGAUGAUGAUGAUGAGGAUUAUUUGAAGCACUUGAUCAAAUUGUAAAUACUAUAUAGAUUAAUUUUAGUUUUUAUUCAUGCAUUAAGAUACGUAGUUCUUAAAUGAUAACAAAAAAAUAAGUAAAAUAAAAAAUAAAAUAUGUAUACACAUCACUUUGCGCAGAAGGAGGAAGGAAGAAGGGAUCCGACUGUCGAAGAGUCGUCCCUUUUCGUACGUUCGUUCGAUCAUUAUUAUUCAAUUAUUUCGUUUCACGAUUAUUUUUUCAUACGAUUGUAACGAAUGGAAUUGUAGAUAUUAUUCGUUUUAUUUUUUUUCUGUUUUAACUUAUUCUUUAUUAUUUGUUUUUAAACUGAUAUUAGGAUCGAUCGGAAUCCUAACCUUAUCUUAAUUUUCCAUAUAAUAUCUUGCUCUUAAGUUUA
Messenger RNA from Nicrophorus vespilloides, 3233 nucleotides. Its product is annotated as phosphatase and actin regulator 1. Gene Ontology annotation, biological process: actin cytoskeleton organization. The transcript is spliced from 16 exons. NCBI's taxonomy places the organism in Eukaryota, Metazoa, Arthropoda, Insecta, Coleoptera, Silphidae. The record is from RefSeq and is a predicted model, not a curated record. Gene Ontology annotation, molecular function: actin binding. Bases 46 to 2472 code for a protein of 808 amino acids.